This is a messenger RNA of Gossypium arboreum, 2872 nucleotides long. RefSeq lists its product as uncharacterized. Gene Ontology annotation, molecular function: transcription coactivator activity. The transcript has 3 exons. Gene Ontology annotation, cellular component: SAGA complex. Gene Ontology annotation, biological process: regulation of transcription by RNA polymerase II. The coding region runs from base 780 to 2030 and encodes 416 amino acids. The record is from RefSeq and is a predicted model, not a curated record. NCBI's taxonomy places the organism in Eukaryota, Viridiplantae, Streptophyta, Magnoliopsida, Malvales, Malvaceae.
AAACACUUAAAUAACGCUUAGCCAUAACCCAUACCUAGCUAGUUGCUAAUACCUCCCUCCCUCUUUCAUUCCUUUAGGGAUAAAAAAGAACAAGGAAAAUGCAAUUUCUUGUCAAAGUAGCAGACACCAACGAAGAAACCUUCUCAUACCACAAUACAUUCAUUAACAUUCAUCAAAAAGAAAAAAAAUAUUUUUUUUUCUAUUUUAUGUUCAUAAGAUUGUCAUAGAAGAGAUACCAUAGUAAAUUAUUUGAUGCAUAAAUAUAAACCAGAGAAAGAAGAAGUUUGAGCAUCACUGGGACUGUGUUUGGCUUUAAAAGUCAAAGUCAACGUCAAAGUCAAAGUGGCAUCACUAACUACAAUAUUACAUGCACAACCUAGUUUUGAAGUUGAAGAUAUAGCAACACAACACAAACAUAAACUCUAAUCAUUAAUAUAAAAAUAUUUCUUUAGGAGAAAAAAAAAAAAAACAAGAAGAAGAGAACAGAGCUGAAUCAAGACACGGAAAUUGAGAUAUUAUUCAUUCAAAGAGAAAAUUCUCGAGAGGGAGGAGAUCCAAAAAGAAUCCAACAACGAGCUGAGUGAGUGGCUGUGGCACUCGAUUUUUCUCUGCAAAUUGGUCAACCGAGUUUGUCUAAGGAAUAAUACUGGGAUGAAUUGCUAUUUUAUUCUCGAUACCCAUGCAAAUUGGUGAAUUUGAACUUGUUGGGUGCUGGAGAAAUUUGUAAUUUUGGGUGGAAACGGCUUUCUGAAUGGUGUAGGAGUCUGUUUUAUUGAGCAAUGCAACCCCAGCAAGGGUUCAGAAUUGAUUUAGCUGAAUUGAAAUCUCAGAUAGUGAAGAAGAUUGGGGUUGAGAGGUCAAAAAGGUAUUUUUAUGAUUUGACUAGGUUUUUAAGUCAGAAGCUCAGUAAAAAAGAGUUUGAUAAGUCAUGUUACCGCUUACUUGGGAGGGAGAAUCUGCCACUGCAUAAUCAGUUGAUACGUUCAAUGUUAAAAAAUGCAUGUCAGGCUAAGACUCCACCACCAGUUUUUGAAGCAGCUCCCGUGAAAUCUUUGAUACAAACUGCGAAAACUUCUCCUGCUAGAGAAGAUGAUGGACAUCAACAUAUAGGGUCACAUCCAAAUACAGAUAAAUGGUCAAAUGGUGUUUUGCCAGUGUCAUCCCCACGAAAGGUUAGGUCUGGAAUUCGGGAUAGAAAACUCAGGGAUAGGCCCAGCCCGCUGGGGCCAAAUGGAAAGAUUGUUGUUUCAUAUCAGUCAGUUGGGAAGGGAGACAAUGGCAUUAAAUUGGGUAUGGACAAUGGGGAUUUGACUCCAUAUGACUAUCAGAGACCAGUGCAGCAUCUUCUAGCAGUUGUCGAGCAGCCUGAAAUUCAAAGAGAAGGUUUGGUGCAUUCCACAGGAAGACCAAGGGUGCCUAGUAAAGAUCAGAGUGAAGGAGGCUUUGUUGAAGAUGGGGAGGAGGUGGAACAAAUUAAUCCCAUUAAUCUCCUCUCUACAGGUUCUUUGCUUGCACCACUUGGGAUCUCAUUUUGCUCAGCUAGUGUAGGUGGGGCCCGCAAAGCUCCUGCAGUGGCUAGCAGUGGUGGCUUCAUUAGCUACUAUGACAGUGGCGGUUUGUAUGAUACUGAGACAUUGAAGAAACGUAUGGAUCAGAUUGCAGCAGUGCAGGGCCUUGGAGAGGUUUCCGCAGAAUGUGCUAGCUUGUUGAGUAGCAUGUUGGAUGUCUACUUGAAGAAACUGAUUAGGUCAUGUGUUGAUUUGGUUGGAUCAAGGUCAACAGGUGAACCGAGAAAGCACUCUGCCCACAAGCAGCAGCCUCAAGGCAAGCUUGUUAAUGGUAUGUGGCCAAGCAAUCACUGGCAUAUGCAGAGUACCACCGGGCCCACAAAAGUUUUGCAUGAGCAGGGGCAGCAGCGCUUAGUAUCUCUGCUUGAUUUCAAAGUGGCAAUGGAGCUAAAUCCUCAGCAGCUGGGUGAAGAUUGGCCAUGGCUGCUUGAAAAAAUUUGUUUGCAUUCCUUUGAAGAAUGAGUUCCCUGCAAAAAUUUGUUUAUCAUGAAGCUGUGAUUGGUUCAACGUGCAACUGAAGCUCCUAGAUCUUUUGGAUUACUGACAUGUACCGGAUGGAUCAGUCAGAUAAAGCUCUGCCCUUUGCAAGAUGAAAUUAUGGGUUUGAGUGUCAGGAUGCCUGUACACCUGCUGCUGAGCCGGGAUUGAUCAUAUAAUUAUCUUUAAGCAACUGAAGUAUGCUGCUUGAAAAGAAAGUGCUUACAAGUGGUUGCUCUGUCGUACGAUUAGUAAUUUUUGUUGGCUGUUUGCUGCCAUUUCAACAGAUCUCAAGUUUUUCUUGUAAUUUACAGCCAAUGAGGAGGAAAGGUACAACUGAGAGGCAUGAUCAUGAAGGGCUUAUGUUCGACAUGAGGAUACAUCUGAGGUUUUGUGCUUGUCAAUGUAAGCGCUUGAACUUUGAAGCAAGGGAGGAUGAAUGUAAUUAUAUAAGUAUUGUUUAUAUAGUAAACCUUAGGCAAUUGUAGCAAUUAAGAGAGAAAACACUUAUCAAUUCAAACAGCGGCACCAGCAGUAAGUGUACUUUGAUUCACAUUUGUUUUUAUUACCAGUGAAUUGAGUGUUCCUUCCAGUGCAGAGUCAGUCCAAGCGCAUCUGCUUUAUUUGUUUGGAUUUGAUAUUUACAUGUGAUCCAUAAAAUUAAAAUUUAAAAAUGCUGAAGAGAAAAGCCAUCAAUUUUGUACAAAAUGAAACUCAGUCUGUUGCUUUCUUCUAUUCAAAUUCCAACUCAGUUCUGAGGUGAACAAGAAGACUGCAUCGCUUCUGCUGAUGCUUUGCAAAUAGGGCACCAAUUCUUCACCUGCAAC